UGCUUUAUCAUUUUGCUUGAGUAAAGCAACCCAUAUCUCCAAAUGUAAAUCACUACUGCAUCGCUAUCUCCAGCAAAAAUAGUUUUAACUUAAUAGUUCAAUACUAAUUGGUAAACUAUGGAAUGCAAGCUUUGUGUGCUUAUCUAUGAUAGAUCAGAAUUGUUGGUUUUUGUAGAUCUGAAAUUAGCUCUUAGUAAUAAAGGUAUGGUGUGGAUUCUGUGGAAAUUACACAACGGUUUUGGAUUUUUGUAGUAUGUUAUUCAAUGCGCUCUGUUGCUCCAGUGUGCACUUGGUUGUUGUUAAUUAACUCUGGAGAAUGAGAAGCAAAUGGCAAAUGACGUAGUAUUAAAUAUUGUGUAUUUUAGUUUUACGUUGCAUGUUGAGUAAGCGAAGGUAUUACAUGUGAAGCAAAUAGGUUUAGUAUUUCGACCUGUGUUCAUUAGUUUUAAAGCUAAUUAUAAUGCAUGACCAAGUUACAGGUGUUUGAGGAGUUAAUGGUAUGGGUUUAUUCAAUGGUCGUAGUUAAGAAUUGUUGGUCAAAUCGGAAAUUUGUUGGAGAACUCAGCAGUCUAUCUAUGUGGUACAUGAUGUCUUGCUGCUAUCCCUUGUAUAUUGCCAGUGAUAGUUAAAAUGUUGAUUCAGAUUGUUCCACGUAAGAAAGGAGAGGAUGAAGGAAUCUCCCAUCCAGGUGACGAUCAGUUACCUGAUGAUUUAGAAGACAAAUUGCAAGAAAAACUUGAUAAAAUGCCUGAAUACCAGGAGGCAUUGACUGCUCAGAAACAUAUGAAACAACAGAAAAAGGGCCAGGCUGGUCUCUCUGGUGCAUUCGGAGGAAUGUCGGAAGAUGAAAUCACAGCUCAUUUUAAAGAAAGAUUCAAAGAGAUUGCCGAAGAAAAAGGUUUGAAAAUUCCCGACGGGUUAUACAAUGCUACUUUGAAUGCCACUGAGGUCAAUAGUACAGCGCAGAAUUUUGUGGACCCGUACCAGAAUUUAACUCAAGAACAAAAAAUGGAAAAGUUAGCGGAGCUGAAAAAUAAGAUGGAGGAAAUGAAUCAACAGUUUGAUAAGGAAAUGGCAGAAUUCUUUGAAUCGGGUUCGUUCAUGAAAGAUUUGGAAGCAAAUAUGCCACCUAGUGACGUUAAAGAAAUGCCAUCUGGAAAUGAUGCAGAUGAUCAUGCUGAAGAAAUGCCAUCAAAAAGUGAUAUGGAUGCAUUAAAGCAAGCGACAGAAAAGUUGAAAGAGAAAAGCAAAGGCGAUAAACAAGAACUUUAGGAUUAAAUUGAUAAAUUUGUUAUAGAAAAAUAGAUUGCGAGAGUGAAUUUUGAUGGACUUGCUGUCGGUUGAACUGAGCUUGCUGUAUUUCGGUCGUUUUUAACAAAUCACUGAAAGCCUUUGUGUGGUGUAUUAGGAAAAUUUACUUGUUGAUUUAAGUUUUAAAAAAAAAAGUACUUGGAAUAUAAAAGCGCUCAUGAGAAAUUGUUGAAAUGAAUCGACUUGCCAGGUGUUUAUGAUAGAUUUCCACAUCCAGGUCAGGAGACUUAUUGCAGAGAAAUAUCAGAUUGCGAUUCGAAAGUAAAUUAAAAAAACAUAAUACGAAUAUGAAAUUGCUGCAUUUUCAUAACUCUGUUCUUCUGUACUGUAGGCUUUGUUUUAAAUUAUGCGAAGAAUCUGCACAAGAUUAAUAUAUAUAGUAUUUAGUCUAAAGUAAGAUAAAAAUUGACAUUUCAUGAUAUGCAGGAUGGAAUCGUUUUCGUAACAACCAAACUACACACAAUCAUGACAUGCUUGUAAAACAAGUGAUGGAGAAAUCUUAUCUCCCGAUGCACAGUAUAAUAACAAGUAAACUAGGCAACCACAUUGCAUAAAAUAGAGCAGCCAAAUAGAUCACUACAGAUGAGGGAAAUUUAAUUUGCAUUCUAUCCAAUGAGCAAAUAUGAACAUCUUUAUUAACAAGACGAGGCCACACGCAGCUCCGGGGUACGCCAGAGAUAAUAUUGCGCAAUGAUAUCAGUAAUGCAAUAAUCGGUGACGAUAACCAAUUUCUUGCGCGAUUUGUUGGAUUAUCCAAAUAAAACUAAAAUUAAUUUGUCAAUAUUACCAGUUAAAAUUAUAGACAAUAUGGAUAACACGAUCACAAAAAAUAUGAAUUCCAGUGUUGUGCCAGUUCACUAGUCCCCUCCUGUCUCAUGGGGUGAAAUUGUGCUAAAACUUGCAUUGUAACCAAGACUGUUUUCGUUGUUUGUGUCGCAUUAGAUCAUCUUUGCAAAACUUAACACUAGAGCAAACUUUUAAUUUUUUGAAUCAAAUCAUUCCUGGUAUGCAUGACCUUAAUGUAAUAAGAUAGUCCUGCCAUUUUUUUUUACCAGAAUAUACUUGUGUUCUAUGUGUGAUUGUCCAUAGCUUUGUUAAUAGGAUAAUUUGAAUUUCCCAACUAAAACAUCCAGCUAAUAAAAACGAAAAACGAUAGUAGCAACAUCCUAACAAAACUACUUUCAUUUACUCUAGAAUAAUGUUUCACAUCCUGAUUAUAUUUUUCAUUCCAUCUUCGUAAACUUAUCUUUGGAUAUUCUGCGCUUUAACAUAUUAUGUUAACGAACGUUUUCUU
Molecule: messenger RNA, 2605 nt
Organism: Styela clava
Lineage: Eukaryota; Metazoa; Chordata; Ascidiacea; Stolidobranchia; Styelidae
Source: RefSeq, a predicted model, not a curated record